Dothidotthia symphoricarpi CBS 119687 is the source of this 1040-nucleotide messenger RNA. Its product is annotated as Ribulose-phosphate 3-epimerase. Bases 130 to 888 code for a protein of 252 amino acids. Gene Ontology annotation, molecular function: D-ribulose-phosphate 3-epimerase activity; metal ion binding. Gene Ontology annotation, cellular component: cytosol. The transcript has 3 exons. Lineage: Eukaryota; Fungi; Ascomycota; Dothideomycetes; Pleosporales; Dothidotthiaceae. Gene Ontology annotation, biological process: pentose-phosphate shunt, non-oxidative branch; carbohydrate metabolic process; pentose-phosphate shunt. The record is from RefSeq and is a predicted model, not a curated record.
CAAGCAUGCGGGGCGGGGCGGCGUCUCGCUGACGUCGAGCUUCAACACCACGCAGACAUCGUGACCCUCGUCACUAAGCAAUUUGCACCGUCGGCUAUCCACGCGCCAUUGUUCCCAGAACCGCCCAAUAUGUCACCGCCCGCCAUCAUUGCUCCUUCCAUUCUGUCGGCCGACUUUGGAGCGCUGGGCAAGGCCUGCUCUGACACUAUCGACCAGGGCGCAGACUGGCUGCAUGUCGACAUCAUGGACGGCCAUUUUGUGCCCAACAUGACAUUUGGCCCGCCCGUUGUCACCAAGAUCCGCUCCCACGUCGACCGCCCCAGCAACGCAUGUGGGAAAGGCACUUUUGACUGCCACAUGAUGAUUGCCGAGCCGCAGAAGUGGGUGCGAGAGUUCAAGCAGGCCGGUUGUGAUCUGUACUGCUUCCACUACGAGGCUGCCGUUUCCUCGACUGCUGCCGACUCCCCUGCUGCGACUUCAGACAAGAAGACGUCGCCCAAAGAACUGAUCAGAUUUAUACACGCCGAGGGAAUGCAAGCUGGCAUUGCAAUCAAGCCCAGCACUCCAGUGGACGUGCUGUGGGAGAUACUCGAUAACCCCGUCAAAGAGGAGGUACCCGAUAUGGUCCUGGUCAUGACUGUCGAGCCUGGUUUUGGUGGCCAGUCCUUCAUGGCGUCUGAACUCCCCAAGGUCUCAGCGCUUCGACAGAAGUACCCAGAGAUGCACAUCGAAGUCGAUGGCGGCUUGUCAGAAAAGACUAUCGACCAGGCUGCCGACGCGGGCGCUAACGUCAUUGUUGCUGGUAGCGCUGUCUUUGGAGCAGCCGACCCAGGGGAAGUAAUCAAGAAGCUGCGAGAUGCAGUCGAGGGGAGGAGAGGGAAACUCUGAAAGCUUUAGCAGGUGAGUCCCAGUCGAAAGCAUCAUGGUGUUUGGGGCAUGUACAUGGGCAGCGUCCAUAAGCUAUGACGACUUACGUGUAGAUGAAAUAGACGGUAAACAAAAAAUACAAAAAUCAACAGCGCGACAAUCUACGCUGCUCA